AGCCGCAGUGAGUUGUAAACACAACAGUUGCGGUUGGCUGUGUAUGUUCAGUAGCUAGCGCGAGCUAAAGUCCAGGACAUUAUUUUGGCUCUAACAUACACGAACAUUGGGAUUGAAAUGACAGUACCGUGAGGAAAUGCUGCUCUUUAUAAAUCUGUUUUAAAAUCCCGAGGAAAGAUUUCUAAUAUAUAGAAUAAAACGUUAGCUCGCUGUGACGUUAGCGUUAGCUCCUAACCAAUGACAAAGCGCCUGAGAGGAAUUGUUAACUAGCUAGCAAGAACGUUUAGGUGUUUCUCUGUUCAACGCUGCUUAUAGUUGACUGUAUUUCUUAAAAUGGCAACAUACUGACGUACCAGCGUAUUAAACAUGGACUAUUGUAUACUCAUCUUAUUUGGUGUAAUUAGUUAGUUUGGGAAAAGUUAGCUUAAGCAAAGCAAUAGGCCAGUAACAGACAUCUUGAGACGAUAAAGAAAAACACGAAUAAUUACUUCGGAUUUAAACAACCACGGAAGCUUCUUCGUUGUCAUAUGUUGACUGAAAACAGGAAGCGGCAGCACAGCGGUGGUGAUGAGGAGAGUAGCCACCUGGUGCCUCAAGCCAAAAGGCAGAGCAGAGCUCAUCCUCUCUCCCCUGAGCCAGGUCGGGAUGCUUGGGACUCAGAGACAUCCAACAGUGAGAGCAGCAGCAACAUAAGCAGUCCUGAACAUGCAGCUGGGAGUCGGUGUGCUUUGGGCCCCUGCAGUCCCUUCAGCUCCGGCUUCUCGUCAGAGCUGGGUGGCCCAGCGAAUCAGCUGUCAUACCUGCAGAUCAACCGCAUCCUCAGGGAGGCUCACUUCCAUAGCCUGCAAAGCCGAGGUCAGCUCAGAGACCUGAGAUGAAAUAAAGCUCUACUCUGGGAUGCCAAAGGACUGAAAAUGUGUCGCAGCAUCAUUUGCCGAUGGUUUCUUUCAGCUCUCCCUCUCCCAUCUUCAGUCAUUGCAACAUAUCACAGUUGUACAUAUAUGUGGGUGGAGGAACAGUUCAUUUCUCACAUAGAUUGCAGUGUUUUCAGUUGAGCAAUAACAACUAUAACUGUGAUCUACUCCAAACAUUCUAUAAUCCACUUAUUUUUCUGAAAGAUCCGAUUUACCAACUGCUAUGAGAGCCUUACUGUGUACAGGAUUGUUGGUUCUCCUGUGUCCUCUUUAAAUUGUAAAUUGAAAAGAAUAGAGAUGCUGAAGUGCCACCAAAAAACAAACAAACAGGUUUUGGACCAGUCAGGUGGGAAGUGUUUAGUCUUACAGUAGGGUACUUGCAGAAUCGGAAGGCUGUGGGUACAUGGACCAGUCUCAGGGAGGAUGUGUCUUAGCCUGCUCUCUUGCUUUCAUAUGUUGGGGGUGGGAGGGUUAAUUUGGGUAGAACUAUUACAAUGUUAUCUACUAGACUUCAAAUUAGUUAAAGACAAGCCAUGUCAUAGAGCUUAGGGUUUGUCGUAGUGCUUCAAAAUACUUCAUGAUCAUCUCAGAUCAUGUUGAAGGAUAACCCUACUUUGGUUGAAGUUUUCUCACACAUUUUGUACUUUGUGAACAAACGCGAUUAUUAUAAUUUUUGUAGCCUAGUUCAUCCCCCUGCUUUGAUUUUUGCCUCAGGAUCAUGCUUUCUCCUGAUCUGAACAACAACUUUGAUGAGCUGGUUGUUAGAAUCGCUUUGCUGCCUUAUAAUAGCUACAUUCUCUGAUCAAAGGUAUUGAGUUCCUAGCAAAAGUCUUCAUGCCUGUUUGACGUUUUAUUUUUUGUUAAUGUUAUCCAGUCUACGCAUCAGCCUGUUUUUUUUUUUUUUAUAGGUUUCGUUUCGCGCUAGAACAACUCAACAUAUUCCACCAAUGUAAAGGUGAAAAACAAACAUGGUUUUUCAUAUUUUUCGCAAAUAAAAGAUACUGAAAGUGUGUCAUGAUUUACCACAAGGUUUACCACAGGUGUUUUUAGGCAUUUAUAUAACGAUCCAGUACAUUCUUAUUGGCUAUCAUAUCAUUACAGCAUAUACUGCUUAAAGAAAAGAACCUUAUAUAAAAUAGUGUACCCCAUACUGCUUACAUUAAGAAGUGCAUACAAAUGAUUUGCUUUUAACUACAUAUUUAAUGUUUUUUUUUUUUUUUUUAGUUAAGGUGUCAGAAAAGAAAAAGUUUACAAAUCAAGUCUAACAUUUGGACUGUAUUCCUGGAAUCCUGAAACGAUCCCCCUAAGUUACUACAGACCUCAUGACUCCCUCUGAUAAACGCUUCUGUUACUCAGCCCAUCAGUUUACAUGAGAACAAUGCUGCGCAUGCUUUGUAGUUGUGCCAGUCUUUACAUUUAAUAACGAAAAGUAAAACAAUGGCAAUACAGAAAAUGACCGACGGUGAUAAAUUUAAGCUUUUAAUUUAUUCCCCCAAUUGCUAUGUUAGAAACCCUUGGAUAUUGUUGAAAAAAGAAUAUUUUAAUUUGCUCCCUUGUUCAACCCUCAGUAAAUGUUUUAAUUACACUACUCCAGAACUUUCUCCCUCAUCUGUUUGCUGUGAUUCUUUUCAUAAUGCCGUUUGCUCAAUGUCUAAAAAAACAAAAACCUAAGCGGCCUUCAGUGAACAUUUAGAUUUAUACCAAAAUCCCAUUUUUGAAAAAAUAAAUCUAUAUUUAUCAUUAUUUUCCCUCCGUUUGAUGAAUAUGCACUACUUGCUCCAAAACACAAAUUCCAAUUAAAUACAAGUAAUGUUUCUGGUUAUUAAAAAAAUAUAAACACAAAUGUAGGAAACUUCAAGGGGUAUGAAUACUUUUGCAGGGCACUGUAACCCAUUUCAAGUAGACACACUGAUGAGCGUUUCUUUGGAAAGUCAUUUAACGAUAAAGCAUCUUCUUACAUCUUAUGGUUUACACUAGCUUUUUAGGAAAACCAAAAUCACCAAAUCAGGGGAUUUUGGUUUCCAGUGUCAACUUCCAAGAAUCAUGAAUUGUACACUGAUAAAUUAAAGUCAUUGUGAUUUAAUACUUUAAAAGUAUUUCCAUCUGCCAUAAAUGGUUUAGAUUCUUAUUUUUGUGGAUAUACCUAAAAUCUGAUAAGCACAACUGUUGUACUUUAGUUUCCACGUGACCAUCAAGAGAAGUGUUUGUUUUUAUAAGAAAUAUAUUGUCUUUUGACGAUGCUCCCCUUCAUUUUACCCAAAGUACAAAGGAAUGUACGGAAAUGCUUUGACAAUAUUUACACAUGCUUUAAUACAUCUUUCUGUGUAUUAGUCGCUGUUUUAUGGUUUUCAGGAUCUGCUGAUGCUGGUAAAGACGUGUACUUCCAUUUGUAUAACAGCUAAAGCCCAAUGGUCUGGGGAAGGAAUUAGAAAGUUACCUUUUUGCAUAGUUCCUGGCCAACCAGUUAUUAAGUUAAUCUAAUGGAGGUCAGGUAUGAUGCAGAUUGUUGCAAAGUACCAUCUUUAUGGCAUUUUAUGGGAGGGG
Messenger RNA from Cyprinodon tularosa, 3458 nucleotides. RefSeq names its product protein FAM104A. The transcript is spliced from 3 exons. Lineage: Eukaryota; Metazoa; Chordata; Actinopteri; Cyprinodontiformes; Cyprinodontidae. The record is from RefSeq and is a predicted model, not a curated record. The coding region runs from base 528 to 878 and encodes 116 amino acids.